AUGUAUCACAUGCUCCGGAGGGGGCACCUCCACCGGCUGAAAUCGCCGUCCCCAUUCUCCAAGACCCCAAGUCCCCACCUAGCCGACUCCGCGCUCUGACACACUGCUUUCUCCUCCAAUUCAUGGCCUCCGCCUCCGCCUCCGCCUCGCCCUCCGUCCCCGCCCGCUCUCCCACCGCGUAGCAUUCUAGGGUUUCGGAUUCCGGGAUCCAGGCGCCGCCGCGCCGCCCGCAAUGCCUGACUCGCCGGAGCAAGUCGUGAGGGAGGUCGGGAAGCGCCUCGCGCAGCCGCGCCUCGGCAAGGACGCUCUCGUCAAGCUGCUCAAGCAAGCUGAAAAUGCAUUAUCAGAGCUUAGUCAAUCAUCCUCUCUGCAGGAUGCUCUUCAUGCUUUGAGUAAAUCUCUAGUCCAGACCACUUUACUCAACCAUAAGGACAAGGAUGUCAAACUUCUUGUUGCGGUUUGCUUUGUUGAGGUUAUGCGGAUCCUCGCACCUGAUCCACCUUUUAGCGAUGAAAUACUUAAGGAAAUAUUUAGUCUAUUUAUAAGCAUAUUUGCAGACCUUACUGAAACUAGCAGUCCAUAUCUUACUAGAAGGAUGAAGAUAUUGGAAAAUGUUGCUGCGCUUCGAUGUUCUAUGAUAAUGCUUAACAUUGGCUGUGAGGACUUGAUUCUUGAUAUGGUCAAAAUUUUCUUCACAUCGGUGAGGCAAGGUCUUCAGCAGAGUGUGUGCCAAGCCAUGCUAUCAAUAAUGAUGCAAAUAUUGAAUGAAAAAGUUACCCAACCUCUUGUGGAUGUGAUUUUACGCAAUUUAGUAAAAGAUGACAAGGGAGCAUCCCACAAACUUGCUUUUGACAUCAUCCAUAAUUGUGCUGAGAAAUUGGAGCCUAUCAUUCGCAGUUUUUUGUCCUCAUGCAUUUCUAACAAGGAUAUUCCAGUUAAUGACCUCAGGAAAUUACAUCACAGAGUUAUUCUGGAAAUAUUCCAGUGUGCACCCCAGAUCCUUUUUGCUGUCAUUCCAAACUUGACACAUGAACUUCUCAGUGAGCAAGUUGAUAUACGACUGGAGGCAGUUCACCUGAUUGGGAGGCUUCUUGCCUUAUCUAAUCUUCAUUUUGGUCAAGAAAACAAGUUAGUUUUUAUAGAAUUCCUGAGGAGAUUCUCCGAUAAGUCUGCAGAAGUUAGAAUUGCUGCAAUUGAUGCAGCAAAAGCCUGCUACAUGGCUAAAUCAUCUGGGGAUGAAGCGCGAGAUAUACUUACAUCACUUCAAGGAAGGUUACUAGAUUUUGAUGAAAAAGUGAGGAUCCGAGCUGUUAACACUGUCUGUGAUUUAGCCAAAUCAAAUCUUAGUUCGUUUCCUCAUGAAGUGAUAUUGCUUGCAGCUGAGAGGCUGCGUGACAAAAAGGCAUCUGUUAGAAAAAAUGUGAUGCAUAAGUUGCUGGAGCUAUAUCGAGAUUACUGUGGGAAAUGCUCAAAAGGAACUGCUGCAGUCAACCCUCAUUAUGAACAAAUCCCAGCUAAACUUAUAGUUUGUUUCCAUAAUGAUAUUGAAUCCUUCAGGCCACAGAAUAUGGAACUAAUAUUUACUGAAGAACUCUUCCCAUCAUCACUUCCUCCAAAAGAAAGAGCAACCCAUUGGAUUGAGUUCUUUUCUUAUUUCAAACCGGAACAUAUUAAGGCUUUGAACAUCAUCUUUUCUCAGAAGAGAAGGUUGCAAUUGGAGAUGCAAGCGUAUUUAUCGCUCCGAGAAAAGAAGGAGGAACCUUCAGAUGAAAUACAGAAGAAAAUCUGCGCAUCAUUCAGAAAGAUGGCAACAUCCUUUGCAGAUACCUCUAAAGCUGAAGAAUGCUUUAAACAUUUGCACCAGAUGAGAGAUAAUAACAUAUUUAAGGAUUUGGUUGGAUUAAUUGAUGAGGGAACUACUUUUGCAACAGGCUGUUUGAUCAGAGAUUCGUUUCUCAAGAGGAUUGGACACAAACACCCAAUGCACAGCUUUUUCAAAAUUCUGUCUAUAAAAUGUUCGUAUUCAAUAUUUAAUCGGGAGAUGAUCUGUGAUAUCUUUGAAUCUCUUUUAUCCUGCGGAAAUGAACUAACUGAUUAUGUGGAAUCUGCUUGUGAUCUUUUACUGGUAGUUGCAUUGAUGUUUCCAUCAUUAUUCCGAGGGUCAGAGGAGUACUUGCUUAAGUUAUUCUCAGAAGAGUCAGUCCUGAUAAAUGAGAAGACUCUCCGGAUCUUGGCACAUUUGGCAAAAUCCACACACCUUUUAUCUAUUAAUUUCAGCAAUGUCGUCUACCCAUUAUUGGAGCAAAAGUGUAUUGAAGGAAUUCGUGCUGAAUCAAAAUAUGCUAUCACUGCAAUCGCUUCAUUGCACUCCCCAGAUGAUCAGAAAUUUGCUAAAUUAUGCAAGAAAGUUGUUUCUGGUCUAAAUGAUAAUCGCAAUGUGCCAACACUAUUACAGUCUUUGGGCUCAAUAUUGGAGCAUUCCCCUUCUGUCUAUGAGUUAUAUGGCAGGCAGAUCGUCAAAUCCAUUCAAGAUAUUUUGUUGUCAACUGAAUUCAUUUCAACAUCUGGACAGUCAUCCCUUGAUGGCAAUUCUACAUGCUGCUGCUCAUGCAAACUGAAGGUUUAUUGUCUCAAAGCACUUGUCAAAGGUUUUUUACCAAGAAUAGCUCAUGCUCGAAUUAACAGUAUUCUGGGGAAGUUGUUGGAAUAUGAGAAGGGUCUUUUCCCAGACAUUGCUCUAUGUGAAAACGAUAGUCCGUAUCUGCAGCUGGCCGCUGGGAAAUGUGUACUGAAAUUAGCUGCAAGAUGGGAUUCACAUAUUUCACCAGAAUUAUUUCGUAACACAAUUCUCAUGGCAAGGGAUCCUUCAUAUAUUGUCCGUAAGUCAUUUAUUUGCAAACUUUAUGGCCUCUUGAAGAAACGUGCAAUCCCAGUUAGAUAUGCAUGUGCUUUUGCACUAGCGUCAACAGAUUGCUCUGGAGAUGUCCGUGAUGAAUCAGCAAGUUACUUAAGUGAAGUGCUAAAGGAGCAAAGAAGGUUUUUUGUUCAACAGAACAGAGCAAGCAAAGAUUCAAUUGUAGACAACCCAGCAUAUUCUGUGGUUUUCUUGAUCCAUACUCUAGCAUAUGAUGGGGGCCUCCCUUCCAAUUAUUAUGAAGAUGAGACUAGCUUUCCUGAAUUUUGCAGCCCGCUUUGUGUGAUGUUGAGGGAACUAGUUGAAAUAGACAGUUUCAACAGAACUGAGCAUGGUCCCACGAUCAGUUCUGUAUCAGUUCUGUCAGGGAUCUUCCGUGCUAUUCAGAAGGCUGAGGAUCCAGCUGAUUCUGAGAUCACUCCAAAAUUGCACAUUCUCUCGAAAAUUGGCUUGCUUAUUGUAAAAGAACUUGAUAAGCAUUGCAAGAUGUCUGAUUCUCCACGCCAUAUUCUCUUGCCCUCAUCUUACUAUAAAUUAUCUGGGAGUGAAAGAAAAGCAGAUGAAUGCUGCCAAGAAAAUUUCAUUAGUGAUAAGGUUGUAAAGAGAAUUCUCAAAGUUCAUGAACCUUAUAAACAUAAGGACAAUGUCAAAUGCUCUUUUGUUUCUGAGAGGGUAUCAAAUGAAUCUGCGCCUGAAAGGGAAGCUUGUUCCUCGCUAAGCAAAUUAGUGGGACAGAAUGCAAGCGUUUGUGAUAAAGGGAAAGGGAACAAAAGUUUGGCAUCUGGGAAAGCUGUGUCCAAGAAAAAGGAUCAGAAUACUAAUAAUAGCUUGGAGAAAGAAAAUGUGUCAUCUUGUGGUUCUGCUGGCACAAAGUUGUCAUCUCCAGGCUCCUGGGGUUUAUCUAAGGAAGCUGAUUCUAGAGAUUGUGUCUCCCUCUUGGAUAAGCAGAAUCGUCCUAUGAAUAGGUGCUCCACCAGGAAUACUAGAGCUUCAGAGGCAGAUCAUAACUCUUGUAGGCAAACUGUGGACAUUUCCAACUUUCGCCUCAGAGAAUGUUCCUUUAAGAGAGAUCAUGGCAAGGGUUUAUCUGAAUCCCAGAAGCAUGAAGCUUUGCUUUCUGGCUCUUUGGUUUUAUGCAAUGACCUUGAAGACGUUGGUGAUUGUGAUGACAAUUUUGUGAAACUGCCUUUAUCAAACAAAAGAGCCGGCCUUAAGAAAAAGGGCAAGAGAGCAUUACAGUUGGUGAAUUCGCAGAGUUCUGAUGUAACUGGUGUUGACACAAGAGAUAAUGUUCGAUGCACUAGAGCAAGGAAGGUGCAAGUGUAAACAGCUAGUCGCAUCUGAUCGUAGUAUUCAUCUGAUUGUCGGCCAAUGUAAAUACUUAGUUUUAGAAUCAUUUCUAACCUGUGCGCAUCCGUUUGCAAGUAUUUUGGACCAAAGGCCUUGGCCCCGCUUUAUAAGUUUAUAUUGAAAGCAUAAGUACGCUGGGGUUACCGGCUAUCUACAAAAUUAGCGAAGUAGAGACCCCAUCGACUUGCAAAUAUUGCCGUGAUGGUACGAAAAUCUUGUUCUCGAACUCCCGCUCGGCCAUGUAACAAUGUAAUUUAAAUAGAGACGGACAUGUGAGUUCGUGUGUGAUAUCUUAUCUAAUUUUAUCCUUGA
Panicum hallii is the source of this 4576-nucleotide messenger RNA. Its product is annotated as sister chromatid cohesion protein PDS5 homolog A. Bases 233 to 4240 code for a protein of 1335 amino acids. The record is from RefSeq and is a predicted model, not a curated record. NCBI's taxonomy places the organism in Eukaryota, Viridiplantae, Streptophyta, Magnoliopsida, Poales, Poaceae. Gene Ontology annotation, biological process: DNA repair; mitotic sister chromatid cohesion. The transcript is spliced from 29 exons. Gene Ontology annotation, cellular component: nucleus; chromatin.